Messenger RNA from Lucilia cuprina (Australian sheep blowfly), 4052 nucleotides. Its product is annotated as claspin. Gene Ontology annotation, molecular function: anaphase-promoting complex binding. The transcript is spliced from 6 exons. The record is from RefSeq and is a predicted model, not a curated record. Lineage: Eukaryota; Metazoa; Arthropoda; Insecta; Diptera; Calliphoridae. Bases 164 to 3901 code for a protein of 1245 amino acids. Gene Ontology annotation, biological process: activation of protein kinase activity; mitotic DNA replication checkpoint signaling; mitotic G2 DNA damage checkpoint signaling.
AUGACAUUUAUUAUAUUUAUUUCGCGCCAUAAUUUUUCGUGAUGAGUGUUGUGUUCUACAUAAUAACAUAAAUAUAAAUAAAAAAUAAUAAUUUUAUGCCUAUUUAAGCAGUUUUUUUAUUAACAAAUAUUUUAUUUACAAAUAACAAUUAUAUUUUUACAAUAUGGAAGUGGAGCAAGCAAAUACAAGUGACCAAAAUAUCAGUAUGGAAGAAUUAAAAAUGGAGGAAGAUGAAAAUGUUAAAGAAAUUUCCAUGGAAGAGGAUAUUUUGGGUGCACAGAGUUUGUUAAUGUCCGAAUCAGAAGAGGAAGAUAAAGAGGAUAGUAUUAACAAAAAAAAUAAAAGUCCACAAAAGAAAGUGUUGGUCAAGAAGACAAAACGCAUCUUAGACAGUGAUGAUGAAGAUAGUGUGAACAACAAAGCAACAGAGCCUAAUGGUGAACAGACAGAAAAAUCAGUAACUAACAAAAAGAAGAUAUCUACCUUAAUUGAUUCUGAUAGCGAACAUGAAGGGGAAGAAUCUAAGGAAAACAAAGAAACCAAUAAAGUGUCUAGCAUAAUAGACUCUGGGGAGGAAACUGAUGCCAGUGCUAAAUUAAACAGUAAGAAAAUAAAACAGGAUCAAAAGAAAAAAUCCAAAGAGGGUAAAAAAUCGAAACAAAAAACUAAACAUUCUGCUGAGGAAGACCAUACAGAUACAGAGAACUCUGAUGCACAAGCUAAAUCCAAGAAAUUAAAGAAAAACAGCAAAAAGACGAAAGUGCAUAGUAAUUCUGAAACGGAAGAAGAAACAAAAAAGGAAUCCAAAAAAAUUUCCUCUCUGGUAGAUAGCGAAUCCUCCGAUGCUGAAUCUCAAACAGAUGUUAAUGAAUCCGAUUUGGAAGCUUCAGCUAAAGGAGCAAAUUUUGAGGAAAACAAUAAUAAUGAAGAAAAUUCAAAGGGAAAAGAGAAAAAACCCAAAGUUAUGAGAGCCUCUGCCAAGAAAGCUUUGGAUGAAAUGCAAGCCAUACAAAGUGAACAGCAAAGAUUACAUCGAGAGGCUAAUAUAAGUAUUCCUUACCACAAACCCAAAAAGCAUACCUUAGAUGAAUUUCUUAAAAGACGUACUAUUAUACAACCGCAAACAUCUAGUCCUGUUGCAAACGCUGUACAAUCGAGAAGACUUAAGAUGACAACCGAGGAAUUAGAGGAAUAUGCUAAACUAAUGGAAGAACGCGCCAAGGAAGCGACUGAAUUUUUUAAAUCCGAAUCUGAAAGUGAAGAGGAAGAAGUUUUUAAAGACAACGACGGUGUGCUAGACAAAGCAGCACCAGCAGAAAUCAUACAACAGAAUCACGAUCACGUCACUAAAGAAACAUUAACUGUGACAAAUGAAUUUGAAAUGCAACAGAAUGUUGAAACAGAAGAGUUUAAAGACAAUCUAGAUGGUGUACAGCUAACGGAAGAGGAAUUGGCAGAACUUUUGGCGGAACAGGAACAAGAACAAGCUGAACAAGAACCCGAAAGACCUACCAGUUCGAAAGUUCUAAUAACUGAAGUAAUUGAAUUGCCAAAACUGGAUAUGAAUACGAUACGCAUAAGUCCCGUUAAGAAACAUACACCCCGACCCUCUUUGAACAUAAAACAAUUGUUGGCUGAAAAAAAUCUAUCCGGCAGUCCCUCACUUAGUGGUGAUCCUAAUAAAUUAAUCGAUUUAGAAACGGGAAAUUUAAUCGAAAAGAAAUCUACAGGCAUUGAAAAUCUUAUGAAACGUUUAAUGUCCACAGUUAAAGCACGUAAAUCAAAAACCACCGAGGCUUGUAAUAUACUAUCGGUGGAAAAUGGCAAACUGGAAAUAUCAAAAGUUAAUAUAAGUCUAACGGAAACAAAAGAUGUACAAAAGGAACCCAAACCAGGAGCUGCAUAUUUCGAGUUGAAAAAGAAUCUAAAGGAGAUAAUCAAAAAGAAACGUUUAGAAGAAUUGAAUAAAAAGCAAGAGGAUGAAUUGGAAUAUAGUAAGUGUUUGGCAGAUGAUGAUCAUGAUGAAGACGAGGAAAAUAAUGAAAAUGAUGAUAUGGAAGUGGAAGAAUAUGAACCGGAGAAUAAGCCAAAAACUAAAGUUGUUAUGGUUGAUGACGAGGAGAAUGCUUUAGUUGUAGAGGAUGAUGAAAACGAAGACGAGGAAGAAGAUAAUGUAGUGGAGAUUAACAGCGAUGAAGAAGAGGCAGAAAAUGAAGAUGACAAUAAAAACGACGACGAGGAGGACGAGGUGGAUGAUGAUGAAGACGACAAUGAAGACCUGAAUACUGAACCGGUAGAAAAAUCACAACGCAAAAAUCGUAUCAUCAAAGCAUUUGAUGAUUCUGAUGAAGAAGGUGCUAAUGAUGAUAUAGAUUUUCUUAAAACACAACCAACAACUACACAACCGCCUCUCUUCGAUACCCAAGGUUCUGCAAAAACCUCACUGGCAGAUGAAGAAAAUGAAUUGAUGGCUUUGUGUUCCGGCACAUUUGAUGCCACACAAAAAACUUCAAUUAACAACGCCCUAAUGUCACAAAUACCACUAACACAAAAUAGUGGCAAGCCAGUCAAUGAUGAAGAGUUAAUGGAAUUGUGUUCGGGAACAUUCGAUCAACCUACACAGACGCAGCAGCUAACACAACACAAUUUGAUCACAGAGAAUCCUAAGACAAUGUGCAAUAAAAUUUUAUCCAGUGAUGAAGAAAACGAUGAAGAUAACUUCGAUAAGAGUGAAGAAAAUAAGCAAAGAGUUAAGAAAUUAACUAAAAAACUUAGCAAAAAGAAAGCAAAACUAGGAUUUUCUGAUGAUGAAGAGGAAGAAGAGGAGGAAGAAAAGGAUGAUGAAGAGGCAGAUAUGGAAGAACAGGAAUUAGACGAUGAAGUCGAGGAAGUUGAUGCAGAAGAACCAGAAACCUUUGUGGACUAUGAUUCAGAAGAAAAUGAAGUUAUAGUACAAAUGACUAAAAAGGACAAAGUAAAACAGGCUCAAAACUUUUUCGAAAAAGAAGCUGAACUUUCCGAAUCCGAAUGGGGCAGUGCCGAUGAAGAUGAAAAGAAUUUAGACAAAUAUGACAUUGAAUUGGGUGAUGAAGAUGAAUUUGACAAAGAAAAAUUACAAACAGAAUUGGGACAAAUUCAUGCGCGUAAAAUGUUAGACGAGGACCUACGCGAAGUACGUAAAAUCCAAGAUAUGCUUUUCGAAGACGAAGAAAAAGAUGGGGUGGGAAGACAAAGAACCUUUAAAUGGAAAAAUGCCGAAAGUGGUUUUAGCCUAGAUGAUGGGCGUCCCUUAGACGAAAAUGCUGAUGGACAAAAUGGUGAUAGCGGUGAUGAGAUCAGUGAACAUCAGUGGCGUAAAAUUCGCUAUGAACGUGAACAAUUUCUUAAAGAACAGGGCCUUAAACCGGACUCUCAAGAUAUGUCGACCGUAUUGCCCAAUACCACUAUACCGUCACUAAACAACAGCACAACAACGAGCAUAAUAUCGACGAAAAAGUUACAAAUAAUAACCGCCAAAAAGACUUCAGUAUCCCACACCUCAGACUCUAAGAAAGCUUCACCUUUCCUCAUAUCCAAAGGUAUUUCGUCCAUGAAUAAGAAAAGUGUACGUGGAUCAUUUUUGGUGCGCGACAAAGAAACCCUUAAUAAAUUAGCUGGCCUUACAAAAGGUGGAUCUUCCGUUGUUGCCACUGAUAUGGAUGAUACAGCUGGAACUGUUUCCAUUAAAAGUAUUAAGCCAAAAAAUUUUGUCUUUGCUACUCUCACAGAGGAGGAACAUGAAAAUCUUAAACGUAAAGCCGAUGAUUUGUUGAAUAGUAGUAAUGAAAAUGGUAAAAACUUUAUGAAGAAACCAAGAAUUGAACCGCGUCGCGAUAAAUGUUUUAUAGAUCAAUUAUUGUAAAGCAUUACUAGAAAUUGUAGAAUAUCGCGGGUGCUUGAUCAAAUUUUAAUUAUUUGAUUUCUUAGUUAGUUAUAGGUUUAAUUUGUAAGAAUGUAUAUGUAUGAGUUUAUAACUAAAAAAAUUAAAGCGAUUAAAAACAUCGUAAAUUAUA